This is a messenger RNA of Malurus melanocephalus (red-backed fairy wren), 1245 nucleotides long. RefSeq lists its product as uncharacterized. Gene Ontology annotation, biological process: G protein-coupled receptor signaling pathway. The transcript has a single exon. Gene Ontology annotation, molecular function: G protein-coupled receptor activity. Gene Ontology annotation, cellular component: membrane. Lineage: Eukaryota; Metazoa; Chordata; Aves; Passeriformes; Maluridae. The coding region runs from base 18 to 1136 and encodes 372 amino acids. The record is from RefSeq and is a predicted model, not a curated record.
UGUUCUUUAUCAGUCUCAUGUUGRCUAUCCCAGCCCUCCCACCCCACAAUUUCCACCGCUCUCCUCCCCGGCACAUCUCACUUCUCUCCACUGAAUCCUUCCCACUGCAGGGAGCUGCUGAGGAGCUGCAGGGUCCAUCCUGGGAUUCUCCAAGCACUGACUGCCCAUCCACUGUGACCACAGCCAGGGGCCACAUCCCACUGCCUGCCCAGUGUCCAUCCAUGAACGUGAGCACUGUGGCCACACCUCCCACCUCACCCACUGAAGGAGAUGAUCUGUGUGAGACAGAUUUCACUGACGUGGCCAUACACGGUGUGACACUGCUCAUCAGCCUCUGUGGAGUGGCUGGGAAUGGGUCUGUGCUCUGCCUCCUCAGAUGGAAAAGCACUAACUUCAAAAUCCUCUGCCUGGCUAACAUUGACUUGGUCUUCCUUCUCUUCAUGUUCCCCUCUGCCCUGCUCUUCCUGCUGGAGGACCUGUCCUGCUCUCUAAUCAUGUCCCCACUGUACCUGAGAAUCCUUAUCUUUCUGUCCAGGUACUCAUACUGCCUUGGGCUACUCGGGCUGAAAUGUGCCAGCUUUCUGACAGCCAUUGACAAGCUCUCUGAGCUCCUCUGCCACCGCUGCCUUCACAAGUGUCUGUUGUGCAAGGUGUUCGUUGCCUUCCUGAUUUUCGACAUUCUCGUCUCUGUCUUUCCCGUGACCACAUUGCUGUGCCCAUCACACGAGCAGCAGCAGUGCCGGGCAGCUMUCAUCUCCAUUUUCAUUGUCAUCCUCCUCCUUGCUGCACUUGAGGUCAUUUCCACCACAAUCAACUUCAUUAAGGCCAAGCGUGGCUCCCAACAGCAGCAGGUCCAAAAGCGUGACAUCAUUAUGUGCCUCUUCGUUCUCCUCAGUCUCYUCUUCACCCUUUGGGAUUUCCUGCAACAGCUCGGUUACAUCCCUGUGUCCUCCCAGGUUUUUCUCCUUCUCACCUGCAUCAACAGCAGCAUCAAACCUUUCAUCUGCUUCUUGAUGGGGAGCUGCGAGAGGCCCUGCUCCUUCGGGUCCCUCAAGGAAUCCCUCAAGAGGGUCUGUGAGGAGCCAGGAGAAAACACUGCCAGCAGAAAUGAUGGCACCAUGGACACUGUGCUCUGAGCCUUUUGAAUAAACAACAUCCAAGCUUUGCUGCAGAGCUUGCCCCUGAUGAACAGCGUCCAGAAUGGUUCAUUCCUUUAUUUUUUCACAUUYUAAAUCCUCUGACCRC